Diachasma alloeum is the source of this 4924-nucleotide messenger RNA. It is a transcript of the gene Syt14, whose product is annotated as synaptotagmin-14. The transcript has 2 exons. The record is from RefSeq and is a predicted model, not a curated record. Lineage: Eukaryota; Metazoa; Arthropoda; Insecta; Hymenoptera; Braconidae. The coding region runs from base 246 to 1754 and encodes 502 amino acids.
UGGCGCACGUAUCCUGCAGAGCAACAGAGUGCUGUAUUCCCCCGCCCACGUAUUAUUCGGCGUAUAAGCACGUUUGUAAUCAAACAAACGAGACCAAGAGAUUCAUCGCAAGGUGGUAACAGCACUAUCAUCACUUUUGACGGAAUCUCCGUUGAUAGAAUGCGUGCGUUAUUCCAAGGCGGCUCAGCAUCGGCCGUCGAUUAACGAAGGGUAGCGCAACUGCGAAUUUUAUUUCACUGACAAUCAUGAUACUGACUGGAUCAGACCAUUUUCUUGCGGGACCGGUGGGAUUGACAGCAUUUCUAGGAACGGUCGCUGGAUUCGUGACUCUACUGCUGGUGUUAUUUCUCUACCUCUCAAAAAAAUGGGCAUUGACACCUGUGCCACAGACGACCCUCUUCGGUGGUAUCUGUGUGCCACUGAAUGAGCCGACCGAGUGUAAUGCUAAUACUCCAGUUGACAAGAGCUUGGGAAAGGUAGUGGCAUAUUCAGAUCCAGAGACAAGUUCAGAUUCCGAGGAGGAUGCACUCAGAAGACUGCAAACUUCUCACUCGCACGUUCCACUACCGGAUACUUUGACCAUUCAGACGGAAGAUUCGCCAACAGUUGUUGAUACGGCUAAUUCAUGUAGCAGUUGUCCUGAUGAGCACACAAGUGAUCAGCACGAGUGCGUCGUGGACGUUGGAUCUCCGAGUAUGAUAUUGGAGAGUCGGGGAUGUGAGGACGAGGAGGAGGAGGUGGGGAUCAUUGAGGAGGUUUGCACGCCAUCGUCGGAUGAGCCUCGGCAGGCUCUCAAUGAAGCAAUCGAUGAGUUUGGUUGUCUCGAGGUGGCUUUUCUGUACGACGCACCUAUGCGUGAGAUGACAGUGCAAGUGCUUCAGGGUAAAAAUUAUCCGGCUGGAAUCGGUGGAAGCCAAGUGAGACUGGUCCUUCUGCCAUCGAAAAAACAAAGACGUAAGACUCGGGUGCGUCAGGGGUGUUCACCGCAGUACAUGGAGAGCUUUUUACUACCCCGAGUGAAUCCUGAGGAUGUCAAUGCAAUGGGAGUGAGAAUGAGAGUCUAUCAGUGGAGUGGAAGAAUGCGUCGCGAGAGGUUGCUGGGGGAGGCUCGUGUUUGCUUCGAUCAGAUAAAUCUCCAGUUGGAGACAAUACUUUGUCUACCACUACAGCCACCACCACGCUCGUCUGUUCACGAUUGGGGUACAACGACGAGUUUAACUCGAAGUGAUUCAACAGGCUCUCAACAAUCGGUACAAUCGUAUGCAUCGCCCACAACACCCCCCUAUGGCAGCAGUAUGAAAGGGGGUAGCAUUGCUGAGAUACUCAUUGGUCUUGCUUAUAAUGGUACUACUGGACGUUUGUCAGUGGAGAUUAUAAAAGGCUCACAUUUUCGGGGUGGCGGUGGUAGUGAUACAAAACCACCGGACACCUAUGUUAAGCUCACACUGGUCGACAGCAAUGGACAUGAAAUGGGCAGAUCCAAAACUGGAUUGAGACGUGCACAACCGAAUCCACUCUACAAGGAAACAUUCAUCUUUCAGGUUGCUCUGUUUCAGCUUGGUGAUGUGACACUUUUUAUUUCUGUCUACAAUCGUCGACGCUCAGCAAUGGGCAAGAAGGGACGUGAAAUGAUUGGAUGGUUGUGCCUAGGACUGAACAGCUCAGGACCAGAGGAACUUCAACACUGGAAUGACAUGCGUUCAGCACGUUCACCCAAACAAUUACAGCGUUGGCACUCACUUCUACGUCCGUAAGUUUACCUUUUCUUUUUUCUCCUGCAAAUUUUAUUGACAACAAUUAUUGUUCAAUACUUGAAAAACAAAAAAUUGAAUGGAGAGCAUAACGUUUUGGACGAUGCUCAUUGCUUCUCUCUCUUUGGAGCGAUUAUAUUUCCUCAAAAUAUAUCGCCUUGUUAUUGUCACUAUCUACUCAAGAGAGAACACUGGAGUCAAUAAAUCACUAUCAAUUGUUUCACUGGAAAAGAAAUUUUGAUGCUAACAUACGAUAUAUUUAUCAUUCGGGAUAAAUAUAAAUAAGAGGGAAAUACAACAUUGAAAUACUUUACGGCAUAAAGUGUGCCAAUUUUUUUCCCCUCCUAAAGUUUAGGCGGUGGACAGUUUCUCGUUUUUAUCGAUUUGUCGUCAAGUUGUAAUUCUUGUCAAUGGUGAACAUCGAUUCACUGGUGACCUUAAUUCAUCAUUAUUGUUACGGUGAAAAAAACAAACUAAACAAGUGUAAAGAAGGCAAAAACAUAAAAUGUCGAUAGUAAAGAAAAUCCAUGGCACACAGAUUUCUUAAAUAUCCCAUUCGUGCCUGAAAAAAAAAACAUAAAAGAAAAUUUAAAAAAAACAACAAAAAAACGUCAACUUUGACCUUCAUUUUUACGUUUUGUGCCUUUUCAUCCCCUUCAACGCUUGUUCAUUUGGUAUUGUAUACUUAAACCAACAUCAAAGAUAAACAGAACGAAAUGAUGUCCGGUAUUGGGCAAUUUUCACACUGAUUUCUUAGGAUUCAUCUAAUAACAUGUAGGGAAAUGGAUGGUUUUACCUCUUGCCGUUAAAGUUAUUAAAAUCUUCUUCAUAAUUUCUUGUUUUACCUCACCUUCCGCAAUAUUCGUUUUUAUUGAGAAAUUUUAUGAAUUAAUCGAUUAUUUUUCCUCUGCCUAUUGCGGUAUAAACUGCAUAAAAAAAUUAAUCGUAGAGUCGUAAGUUUAGUUCUCCCUUACGAUAUAUUGAACAUUCCCAAGGUUUCCGUAAUUUCUACUUUUUUCUUGUCACAAUUUUCUCAAUUGUAAAUGACUAUUAUUUUUUUCUGGCCAAAAUCCUUACCUGAGAGGUAGAAGUUUUUUGAUCAUUGCGAAAAAUAAAAAUCUCUUUUCAUGUAAACCAUUUUACCGCUUCGUUACUGAAAUUGAAAAUAGAAACAACAGGAAAAAUCGCGCACGUUACAAUUUAGUGCUUAAUUAAACCGUGCUAAACGACGUAAAACUCAUAUAAAGUACAUUAUAAUGGCAAAUUGUGAUUUUAAUAUUAAUAAUAUUUGGCUGAAGAGAUUACGUUAGACGAUCACUUGAUUUCAAUGAUGAUUAUCGAAUAUAGAAACGGAUUCAUUACUCAAAUUUAGCAAAAAUGAAGCUAAUUAGACAAAUGGAAGGGGAAUAAGUGGAUGAUUUUGCUGGUCAAAAUUUAACUUGUUUAAUCUAUGAGAUUAAAAACAAAUUGUUGAAUUUCUAAUUUUUCCAAAUAUAAUAUAAAUAUUUAGUGAUUAUUUUAGGGGGGAACCCCCGUGAAACUUGAAAGUCGUUGGUGACGCAAUAAACCUAUCGAGUGACGCAAUUUGAAUCUCUCCAGUCUAAAGAACAUUUAAAAAAUAUUAAUCGGAUGAAAAUUGUGGUUCAUGGGGUAUUUUUACGGUAAAAACUCGAAAAAUUUAGUUUUACCAUGAAAGAUGGGGCAAAGCGGGUUGAAUUCUACAUGAUUGCUAUUUUUUAGAUGGUCUAUUGUGCACUAAAAAUCGCUCGAUAAGCCCGUGAGCCACCAGAGACUCUCAAAUUUUAGGGGGUUCCCCUUUAAGAAGCACACUCUCUUUACUAGAUAUUAAUUCUGUCAUUCCCCAUGAAAUGGCCAUUAAUAGAUGAAUAAUACAGUUACAAGGACUCAGAAACAUAUUAAAAUCGUAAUAAAAAUUAAUCUGUGAAGCAGGAGGAAGCGUUUACUGGAUUAAAUCACUUAGAUUGAAUAAUUUUUUAAUUCAAAUAUAAUUGAAACCUACUAUAUUAACAUUUUUAUAAUGAAUCAAUGAUACAAACAUGAAUGAUAAAAAAGAGGAAUGUUGUGACGAUGAUACCGAAGCGAUGUAUUAAUCAUUUGAUAAUGAUCGAGCAAUAUCAUACUACACAGCUGGGUCCUCGUAAUCUAAUUACACUUUAUCGCAAUUGAGUGAAUGAUGCACAUAGCAAUCAUGAAAAUUAAAGGGAUGGGACGACCUUGGAAUGCUUUGCUUCAAUGAGCAAGACCAGAUGAAAUUAUUUCCAAAACAUUCAUAUGGAUAAUUAAAAAUGAAAAGUAUUGAAGGGCCAAAGGAACCUGAAUAUUGAAAUGUGUAACAAAAAAUGGAUAUUCGCUCCCUAAAUUUAUUCAGAGCAUGACGAGUGGAAUUUCUUUUUCUCCAUCGAUUAACAAAUAAUUAAUGUUGCAGAGCUAAAUAUUAAUGCUUGAGUCUGGUAUUAUUUUUUUUAAUCAUAUGAAACAAUUGAAUCAUACAUUUAACAAUCAAUAUUUUGGAUCCAUGAAAAUUGUUUUUCAUAAGAAAAAAAAAGUGAGAAAAAAAACAAAUAACCAAAACAACUGCACUCUCUUUUGGUCAAUGAAAUAUACAGGAUGAACCGACCAGUGUUUGAACCCUUCCAGUGACCGAAGUCAUUUCCAUACUUAUCGUAGAACAAGUGCUCAUUGUAGUGGAAUGGGACUUUUUUCAUUAAAAAUCAAUAUCAUGUUUAUAAAUUCAAAUGAAACUGUAUUGAACGUUCCCAUUUUCAAGUUGUUUUUACUGAAUCUUCUUCGUUCGAUCACUGCUGUUUGACAACUUUCAUUCGUUUAAACACUGGGCUAUUCACCUUAGUUCAUUGAAAUUUGUACGUCUACUGCACAAAAAUUUAGAAGAAAAAAUCUUGACUAAAUGUUACCACAUUACGGUGUAUCCAUUAAUAUCUAUGGCGUUUUGUAAAAAAAAAGCAAGAAACAAGUGAAAAAAAAUCAAUUGCAUAAAGAUCGUACUAAUUAAUAAUCACUUAUUAUAGAAAUAUCCACCUAAGCUGAUGAUAAAGAUGAAAUAUUUAGUAAAUUCAAUACAAUGAAUUUUUAUUCCAAAACCUUCAUGUACAAUGAAUUAAUAAAAAGCUUUAGAGAACAUAUUUUUCCAACAA